GAAGACUAAAAAUUACUUAGUCAUCGGAGUAUUCUUACUCCUGAUGACUGUAACUUCAGUCAAUGCUAGUUUCACUUGUGCAACUAACUGACUCAAAUGUUUUGGAGCUGCAGCGAAUCAGUGUACAGAAUGAGACCCUUCUUCAGGAACUCCAUAUUUGCAGGCAUUUACCUGUGUUGCAAGUUGUACAAUUGGAACAGCAGAUUCAGAGAGCAAUAUCUGCCUGAGUAGCAAGUAUGACACUGAUAAUGUUUGUGCAAAAGGAACUUAUAACCCAAGCGUUGGAGGAAACUCAGGUGGAUCUUGCCAAUCUUGUGACGGAGGUCAAUACUGUAAGGGAACAGGUCAAGAUGUUACCAAUGGACCAUGUAAAGAAGGAUAUUAUUGUACCUCAGGAGCAAAAUACUUAGCAAAUGAUGAUGGCAUUGCUGGAGCUACAGGAGGAAGAUGUGAUGCUGGAAAUUUCUGCCCUACAGGGUCAUCAGCCCAAACUACUUGUACAGCUGGAAAAUACUGCUCUGAAGACUACCUUAGCACUGCAUCUUUUGAUUGUAUUGAAAGAUAUUACUGUUCAGGAGGUACUAAUAAAGAGAGACCAAGCAGCGAUGCUACUAAUAAAGGUAAUAUCUGCCCAGUUGGUCAUUAUUGCCCUGCAGGAGCUUCUGCUCCUCAAAAAUGUCCUGCUGGAAAAUACCAACCAACUACAGGAGCUGCAGCCAAUUCUGAAUGCUUAGCUUGCCCUCCAGGAUCAUUUUGCCAAACAGCUGGGUUACAAACACCAACAGGGCAAUGUACUCAAGGAUUUUAUUGUGAAGGAGGAAAUACUGUACCUUCUCCGGCGACUAACAUUUGUGCUAUUGGGUACUAUUGCCCAACAGGAAGUGUACAGCAGAUCCAAUGUGAUGAAUCAAACUAUCAGAGUCAAGCUCAACAAGCUAUUUGCCCCGCUUGCCCAACCAACAAAUACUGUUUCGAUACAAAUUCACCUCAAGAUUGUGAGGCAGGAUACUAUUGCCCUGGAAACAACAAAAAGAAGGCUUGUCAUCCUGGUAAAUACGGAACUGCUGCUGGUACAAGUACUGAAGCAGCUGCUUGUAGCUCAUGUCUUCAAGGAAGAGCAUGUGAGACUUUUGGAAUUACCACUAACUCUAAAGCUUGUAAGGCUGGAUACUAUUGUACGACUGGGUCUAUCAGUGCUAUUCCUAAAAACUCAACUCAUGGAGGAGCUAGAUGUGCUAGAGGUAAAGUCUGUGCUGAAGGAUCUCAUGCCGAAUCUAACUGCGCAGGAGGAAAAUAUUGUGACAGGGUAGGAUUAGCAGACUCUAGUGGAAACUGUGAAGCUGGAUACUACUGUACUGGAGGAACUAUUAGACAAAAUCCUAGAGGAACUGGAGGAAAUGUCUGUCCAGAUGGUCACUAUUGUCCUGAAGGAAGUAGUUCAGCAACUAAAUGUCCCGUUGGAACUUAUAGAGAUGCUCAAGGAGGAACAGUCCUUUCAGAUUGAUUUGCAUGCCCUCAUGGUCAAUACUGUGAGAAUGAAGCUACUACUAAUCCAUCUCUUACAACAUGUUCAGCAGGAUUUUAUUGUCCAGAAGGGCAACAAGCAGGAAGCCCUACAGCUUAUGUCUGUCCAGCUGGAUAUUAUUGUGUUGCUGGUUCAAAAAUUCCAAUUAAAUGUGACGAAGGAACUUACCAAGCAAAUACUCAACAAAGCUCCUGUAAUGCAUGUCCUUCUGGCUCUUAUUGUGAUGGUUCUGAUAGUUCAACUCAUGUUGCAUGUCCUCCGGGAUAUUACUGCCCACAAGGAACAAAAUAUUCUACCCAAUAUCCUUGUCCAGAAGGAACAUAUCUAGAUAUAUCAGGUCAAGAUCACCAAAAUGAUUGUAAAGCCUGUCCUGCUGGAUAUUUCUGAGAUCAGAAAGGUCAAACUACGUACUCCAAAAAGUUACCAGCAGGAUAUUUCUCAACAGCCACAGGACUCACAGCUCCUAAUCCAUCUGAUGUGGGAACUACCAAAGGAACUUGUCUAACUGGUCAUUACUGUGAAGAAGGAACUUCAACUCCUACAGCUUGCUCAGCAGGAACUUAUAAUGAUGCAAGAGGAGCUACUAGUUCAUCAGAUUGAUUGAAAUGUCCUCCAGGAGAAUUUUGUGCUGUGGGAGGCAAGACCUACGCUGAGCUUGUUGCACUUGGAGGAACAUCUCAUGGAAAAUGUCUCCAAGGAUAUGUUUGUUACCCAGGAUCAACAAUUAACAAUCCAAAUGACAACAUACAGGGAGUUAUUUGUCCUAAAGGUUACUACUGUCCGACUGGAACUUUCACUCAGAUUGCAUGUCCACCUGGAUCUUAUGCUCCAAAUCAAGGGCAACACCAAUGAACAGACUGUCCAGCAGGUCAAUACUGUAACACUGCAGCGAUGGAUGCACCAAUUACUUGUACUCAAGGACACUAUUGAGCACUCAACACUGUUCAACCAAUUGCAUGUCCACCUGGCACUUAUAAUACAAACACUGGAAGUACUUCAUCAGCUGCCUGUACUGCUUGUCCAUCUCAAUACUACUGCGAUGAAGAAGGAAUGGUCAAUUAUAACUCUAAUAAAAGAUGUGCAGCUGGAUAUAUUUGUGGUGGAGGAGCUGACUCGGCAUACCCAAUCUCUUACUUAUCUUCUCAAGUAAACUACAAGUGUCCUAAAGGUCAUUUCUGUACACAAGGAGCUACUUCUGCAAGUUCGUGCUUAGCUGGAACCUUCCAAAACUCAUACGCUCAAAGCUCUUGUAAAGAUUGUCCUCCAGGAUAUUACUGUGGUACUGCUGGUCUAAGCACUCCUACUGGGUCAUGUACUGCUGGAUAUAUGUGCUAUGGAAAAUCUACAAUUGGCAACCCAACUGAUGGUACUGUAGGAGCAGUCUGCCCAGCUGGAUCUUACUGUACAACAGGAUCAGCAAAAGCCAUUAUUUGUGAAGAUGGUACUAAAACAACUGCAACUACACAAUCGUCAUGUAGUGACUGUGCUGCAGGAAAAUGGUGUACUGGAUCUACAGAAUAUGCAUGCCCAACAAGAAGAUAUUGCAUAGCUGGAUCAGUGAGAGGAGAAUUAUGCGAACCAGGAACAUAUAAUGAUGGAACUACUCCGGAUUUAACUUCUGCAGCUCAAUGUUCUGCUUGUCCAGCAAGAUACUACUGUAUUGAUGGCGUUAAAGGAUCAGAUUUUUGUGAAUCUGGACAUAUAUGCUUGGGAGGUGCUACAACUCCUCUCCCAGCAGGAACUUACGGAACUGACAAUAAUUAUCAAUGCCCAAAAGGAAGAUACUGCUUAAAAGCAGGAGCCACAAAUGCUAAUGAUGUCACAACAUGCUCAACAUCAAAAUAUACUUAUGGACUUGCAAAUGAUGCGAUCGAUGAUUGUUUGCCAUGUGCAGCUGGAUCAUAUUGCCCAACAACAGGAUUUGAACCAAUAGACUGUCCUGCAGGAUCUUACUGUAUAAAAGGAGUUACUACUCACACUCAAUGACCUAUUAACACUGUGAGAACUACAGCAAAUGCUCCAUAUGAAAGAGCUUGAGAGCAGUGUCCUCUUGGUCACUUCUGUAAUUCCGUUGGUUUAAAUACCCUUACCUCCAAACAAUGUUCUACAGGAAAAUUCUGCCCAAUAGGUACAUCAGCAGAAGUCAAUUGUCCUUCAGGAACUUAUAGGAAUACUGUUCAAGCAGGAGUGAAGGGUGACUGUACUCAAUGCCCUAUCGGAUAUUACUGUCCAGAAGGGACUACAAAUCCUGUUGCUUGUGUCAAUGGUCAAAGAUGUAAUGCUGGAAGCUCUCUCCCAAAAAUCUGUGAAGCAGGUAUGUACUGCCAAGUCGUUUCAGGAUCUCCAAGAAUGACCUUCACUUCAUGUACCCAAGGAUAUUACUGCCCCCAAGGAGCUACUGCACAAGUUGCUUGCACAGGCCUGAGUACAUCUUUGUGCCCUACUGGUUCUAAAUUUGAGGGAGGACAAUCAACUUCUUGUACAAAAGGAUAUUAUCUUUCAGGCUCACUUUGUAAAUUCUGUGAUAAAGGAUAUGUCUGUUAUGAUAACUCUCAGACAAGUAAUCCCACAGAUGGAACACAAGGAAAAAUUUGUCCUGUUGGUUAUUAUUGUGAUCCUGAGAUAAGUUUCACUGAAAUCCCGUGCCCUGCCGGUACUUAUAAUCCAAACACUGAGGGUAAAACAAUUGAUGAUUGCCUACCAGCUCCUCUUGGAUUUUAUCAAUCUGCUACUGGACAAUCAACUACCAUUCAAUGUGGAACUGGUGGUACUACUCUUGCGACAGGAAGCACACAAUGUAGUUGUAAAGGAAAAUACAGGUGGUGGAAGAGCGAAGCAAAUACAUGCCAAUGUAAGAAAGGAUAUUCAAGCAAUCCAAACAAGUAUGAAGUUUUCAGAACUUCAGGACAGUAUGAAGACUUAGAUUGCGGACUUAACAUGUGCUCCCCUGCUUGUGGAACUGGACAGUUCUGUAACAGUGAAUUUAAAUGUGAAAGCACAGAUUGUAAAACAUCAUGCCCUCAAGGAGAUGGAGUUUUCAGCAGUACAACUCAAUCAUGAUCUUGCUCUAAUGAUCCCCAAAAUGCAACUGCUGCUUGUGACACUACAUGUCAAGCUGCUGCAGCUACUUUCUACUAUGAUUCAUCAACUAGUAAAUUCUGCUGUAACUUCCCUUGUGAUUCAUCAAACCCUGUCUGUAAAACAGCAACUGAACUUGGUAUGUAUUCAGGAGGUGGAACUAUUUCUGGAAAUAUCCCAUCAAUGAGAGCAGGUAGCUCAGGUAGCUACGAAUGCCCAUCAACCAUACUUGCUUUUAAACCGGCUUGCUAUACCAGUGUCUAUUCAAGAAGAGCUUUAGGGUCUGAUGAUGAAAAUGGAAAGAGAAACUUACAAGCAUCAGCUUCUACAUAUGACCAAACGAUUAUUUGCUUAACCUCAUCAGUUACAACAGUAACAUGGCAAGUGUCAUCAACAAGUUUCCCAGUAUACAAUAAGGACCAUCCUCUGAAUGAUGAUACUAGCUUUGAUUCAUCUUCUUUCGAUACUCUGAAAACUAAACUAAUCAGCAGUGGUGUCUCUCUGAAUACAUUCACUUAUUCAUUCUCUGGAGUUUCAGGAGAGACCGCUUUGGUGUUCAAUGAUUAUACUUCAACCUCUAAAAUAACUGUUGUUGCCUUAAACAGAGCAAGUUGUCCUGAUGGAAAUGUUCUCCCAUUCAAUGAUGAAACUCUGAAAUCUGUUGGAAUCAGUAAAGCUUCCUUCCUCGAGCUCACCCCAAUGGAAGAAUGGCUGAUUGUUUUCCCAAUAAUGUUUUGUUUAAUCGGUGUUCUCUUUGGAGUCCUGGUUAAAUUCAUCGAAGGCAAGAUAGAAGAGCGUAGAAUUGCCAUGGCUAGAAAGCAGAAAGAGUUUAUUAAAGAAGAUGGUUCAGAAGACAGGAUCGAGCAUCUCAAAAAUUUGUAUAAGAUCAUCCAACAAUGCCUUAAUGAGCUUGAUGACCCAGAGAUAGAAAAGAAGCUUAUUGAAGGAGAUUCAAAUGAAUAUGAGACUAACCUUCAAAAUGAGAAGGCAGACAUGAUCAAUGAAACGAUCAACAAAUUCUUCAAUGACUUCAGAUUCCAAGAUGGAGAAAUGGUCACAGAUAAAGCUCAGAACGAAAGUACUGAGAACAGUGAAGAUAGCAAGAGAAAGAUUAAUGGAAGCAGUACAGAUCCAGAUGCUGAAGGUGAGGAAGAAGAGUACUACCCAGAUGAUUAUGAUGAUAUCCACGACCUUGCUGACCAAGAUUCUCAAGAAGAGUUCGAUCCUCAUCUCAGUGACCUUCUAGGAGAAGAACCUAUCGAAGAACAGAAUGAGGAUGACGAAGACGAAGGCAAAGAUGUAGAAGCUAUCCUCUCCAUUAGAAAAGAGAACGAGCGUAAAAGAAAGGAAUAUGAAGAAAGCCUCAAGAGACUCGGCCUUUCAGAAGAAGAAAGAAGAGAACUUAUGGAAAAAUACGAGGAUUCUCUCAGAAGAGCCAGAGAAAUGAUGGAAGGAGACCAAGAAGCACAAGAGAAGAAACGUCUUCAAAGACUAGAAGAGAGAAGGAAAAAGAGAGAAGAAGGUCAGAGAAAGAUGAAGGAACUAGAAGAAAAUGAAAAGGAGAUUCACAAGAAGUAUAAGGAUAAUCUAGUUGAUCUUGAUAAUGCUAUUGAAGACAGAGUUGCCAAUAUCAAUGAUGAUGUCCUUAAGCAAGAAAAGAAACAGAAGAACGAGCUUGAGUUGAGGCUAAAGGAAAGACUCAAAAAGUUCAAGGACAACUUCUACAAAAAGAUAAAAGGAAAAUCCGGAAACAAUCAGAAGAAACUUAUCGCUGAGCAUGAGAGAGAAAAUGAGAGACUUCUCAAAGAUCUUGAUAGAGAAAGAUUUAUUCAAGAAAAGAAAUUGGCAAAGACUAGAGAAGCUAGAAGAAAGAAGCUUGUCGAUGAAGCCACACAAGACUUAGUUGAGACCAAAGAUAGUGUACUCAGAGAGCAAGCUGAUGAGCUUGAAGAUGUCCAAAGACAAAAAUUACUUGUUGCUGCCCAAUAUGGCCUUGAAGACGAUCUCUACGGUAAAGGAGUUACCAAAGCUGAUGAAGAAGAGGAAGAAAAGAGAAGACUCAACAAUAUGAAAGAGAUAGAGCUCAUGAGACUAAAACAGAAGCAUCGUCUUGAAAAAGAGAUGGACGACCUGAUUGAAGAUGCAUAUCCUCAAGAGCAGGCUAACUUUGAGAACAUGAACACCAACAUCAAUCAAGAAAGGGAAGCCUUCCAGAAACGAAUCGAUAAUGCUUCUUCUGAAAGUGAGAAAGAAAAACUCCUUAGAGAGCUUGAAGAGAAAGAACAAGAGUGGACUGAAAACCUUGAGAGACAGAGACAACUCCAAGAGCAGCAGCUUUUUGAGAAGAAAAAGAGGAGAGAACUGUACAGAAUGAGGAAUAAGUUCAGACUUGAUGCUAAGCACAGAGAUGAAGACUUACAAAAAGAACUUGAACUCAUGGAAUUCGAAGCUUUCAAGAGAGAGUCUGAAGGAUUUGAAAAAAUCAAUGAACUCUUGGAAGAAAAGAAGGGUGAUAAAGAUCUUCCGUUAAUGGUCUAUAAAGGACUCGAAGAAAUUGUUAACAGAAGAUUAGAUGAUCAAUCAAAGAAGCACUUCUAUGAACUCUCAGGAAAGUUAUCAAAUCUCUACACCAAUAUUGCUUUUGAUAAAGCUUUGGCUAGGAAGAACCUCGAAGAAGAUAUGAACGAUAAGGUAAAAGAGCUUGAUUCCAGAAACGCACCUAGUCAGGAGUUCCAGAAGGAGAUCAACAGGUUCCAAAAGGAACUCGACAGGAAGGGCAAGCAGCAGGAGCAAGACCUGAUCAGGAAGCAGAUGGAGGAAGAAAUGACCCUUAGAGAACAACUUAAGGAAAAGAACUAUGAUGAGAAGAGAGGACUUGAGGAAGAUCUUGAUAAGAAGAAGGAAGAAAUCCUCAAGAAACUUUCGAAAGACUUCAGAAAUGAGGACAUCCUCAAACUCUUGAUGGCUAGAAGUAGGGAAGAACUUGAUGAAAGGCUGCUCAAGAUCGCUGAGGAUAAAGAAAAUGAUAUUCAAAAGAUCAAAUUCAAGCUUGUUGCUAAGAACAAGAAGGAUCUGGCUGAGAUGGAGAAGAGGCUUGAAGAAGAUCUUGCUAAGGCUAAGAGGCAGGAAGAGAUCAAUUUUGAGAAGAAGAAAAAGAAGAUGCUUAAAGAUCUCAAGUCUAAAUACAUGGAAGGGCUCAAAAAUAGAGAAAAUCUUACUAAAGACCAGAAGGAUAUGCUCUUGAAGAGACAUGAAGAUGAGAUUAGCAGAUUUGAAAUUGCCCUUGCUAAAGAAAAGGAAAGACAGUUCACAAGAAUGAGAGAGAAACUUAUCCUCAAGAGACUCGAAGCUGAAAAAGAAAAGGAACAUAAGAGAAGAGAAGCUAGAAUUAACAGACAGCUUAGAGAAGACGAUGAAGACGAAGAUGAAUCAAGAAGACGUAGAAGAAAAGGAAGAGGAAAGCAUGAUAACCUCUUGAGCCAACUCACUGAUGUCAUGUCUGAAAGAAUGGAAAGCCAAUAUGACAAAUCUUCAGUUAUUCCAAGAAGACACGGAGUCAAUCUUAAUGUCAUGUUGAGAGGAUUGAAGGAUAGCAUCCUUGAUAGACAGCAAAAUGAUAAGAAAUUCGAUCCAACUCUUUACCUCAAGUUCAAGGGAGAUGACAAUGAUGAAGAGUUCGAAUUCCAAAGACUCCAGACUGAUGCGGUUUCCAUGAAAUCAACAGUCACAGAACCCGAUGCUUCUAGGCUCCUUAGAAGAAUUAUCAGGGUUGAGAAGAUCUCUAGCAAGAUCAACGAGAACAAGAUUCUUCCAAGAAUGUAUAAGAAGACUCACUAGAUACUUUUGGACCAGAAUUUGACCCUCAGUUGAUAAAUCUUGGGAGGUCUUAGCUACUUAGUGUAGCUAGAUUUACUUAUUUUACAAGAUUCACA
Molecule: messenger RNA, 8535 nt
Organism: Moneuplotes crassus
Lineage: Eukaryota; Ciliophora; Spirotrichea; Euplotida; Euplotidae
Source: the annotation of a GenBank genome assembly